AUGAGGAAUGCCGCAGUGAGAGACACCGAUGUUCACUGGUACCGGAAGCUACCAGAGAAAGAUAUGGAGUGGGUUUUGACUCAUGAUAUAAAGAACAAGACACAACGGAGUCCAGGUUUCACUGAGCGUUUCCAGCCUUUCAGAGACACCUCCAAUAACAGUUUCAUUCUGACAAUCACCAACGUCCAGCCCAGUGACACUGCCGUCUAUUAUUGCAAAGUGUGGGGAGAUAUCAGUGGGAAUGGAACACGGCUGAAUAUAACCAGUCCAUUGGCUGAUCCCGUCCUUCUCCAGUAUCCAAAUGCUAGCAAGGUGCCAGAGGGUGAGACUGUCGAGCUACAAUGUGCCAUGUACAAUGCCAGUGUGAAUGAUACCGAUGUCCACUGGUACCGCCAGAGACCCGGGUACAACAGCGAGUGGGUGUUGAGCCAGUUUGUGAACGGCACUAUUACCAAGUCCCAGGGUUUCCACAGCCAUUUUCAGCUUUCCAGGAAUGUCAGCAGCAACAGUUACAUUCUGACCAUUGUGAACGUGACCCUCAGUGAUACUGCUGUCUACAAUUGCAGCGUGUGGAGCUACAUCUAUGGAGCAGGGACACAGCUCAAUGUAACUGAUGCAAAUGCUCCAGUCCUUAUCCAAUCUCCGAGUCUGGAACGUGUCACAGAGGGUCACACUGCACAGUUACAGUGCACCAUGAGGAAUGCCGCAGUGAGAGACACCGAUGUUCACUGGUACCGGAAGCUACCAGAGAAAGAUAUGGAGUGGGUUUUGACUCAUGAUAUAAAGAACAAGACACAACGGAGUCCAGGUUUCACUGAGCGUUUCCAGCCUUUCAGGGACACCUCCAAUAACAGUUUCAUUCUGACAAUCACCAACGUCCAGCCCAGUGACACUGCCGUCUAUUAUUGCAAAGUGUGGGGAGAUAUCAGUGGGAAUGGAACACGGCUGAAUAUAACCAGUCCAUUGGCUGAUCCCGUCCUUCUCCAGUAUCCAAAUGCUAGCAAGGUGCCAGAGGGUGAGACUGUCGAGCUACAAUGUGCCAUGUACAAUGCCAGUGUGAAUGAUACCGAUGUCCACUGGUACCGCCAGAGACCCGGGUACAACAGCGAGUGGGUGUUGAGCCAGUUUGUGAACGGCACUAUUACCAAGUCCCAGGGUUUCCACAGCCAUUUUCAGCUUUCCAGGAAUGUCAGCAGCAACAGUUACAUUCUGACCAUUGUGAACGUGACCCUCAGUGAUACUGCUGUCUACAAUUGCAGCGUGUGGAGCUACAUCUAUGGAGCAGGGACACAGCUCAAUGUAACUGAUGCAAAUGCUCCAGUCCUUAUCCAGUCUCCGAGUCUGGAACGUGUCACAGAGGGUCGCACUGCACAGUUACAGUGCACCAUGAGGAAUGCCGCAGUGAGAGACACCGAUGUUCACUGGUACCGGGAGCUACCAGAGAAAGAUAUGGAGUGGGUUUUGACUCAUGAUAUAAAGAACAAGACACAACGGAGUCCAGGUUUCACUGAGCGUUUCCAGCCUUUCAGAGACACCUCCAAUAACAGCUUCAUUCUGACAUUCACCAACGUCCAGCCCAGUGACACUGCCGUCUAUUAUUGCAAAGUGUGGGGAGAUAUCAGUGGGAAUGGAACACGGCUGAAUAUAAUCAAACAGCCUGAUAAACAGUCACUGCAUGUCAGCAGCGUUAUAGCUUGCUCUGUGGCAUUCGUCCUCUUACUCUGCAUCCUAAUAAUUACAAUAAUCUGCAUGAAAAAAUGGGCAUGUUUUCAAAGCAGGUUAAAACUGGAAAGUUUGACUAGGACCUCUGCUGAAGAAGUAAACACAGUGUACGCGUCAGUCUACGGUAAACUGCAGGAUAACAAUCAGGAGGAUGCCACCUCUACAGUGUUAGAUGAAGGGGAAUUGUAUUACGCUGAUAUUCAGUUCUUGCGACAGAAAACCGGAAACCCGACUUCAAUAAUCGCUGAGGAGAAAACGAUAUACGCUGCUGUCAAAUACAAGCAGUGAAUGGAAAUCAAUUCUUUAGCAACCACAAGUGAUUUGAUGAAGGGCAGUGUUAGCUCUUAACCCAGCAGGACUGGGUCUAUAGAUCUCCACAAUAGUUUAUUGGUAUCUUUGCUUAACAAUUGUUACUUUGAAUUCACCUAAUAGUGCGGAUUCCUGAUGGACAGAAACCUCAGGUUAGUAAGGGAAAUGCACACCGCUGGGACCCUGUCCCAGACCAGGGAGGCCAGUGAACAGCACUGGGACCCUGUCCCAGGUUAGUGAGGCCAGUGCACAGCACUGUGACCCUGUCCCAGACCAAGGAGGCCAGUGCACAACACUGGGACUCUGCCCCAGGUUAGUGAGGCCAGUGCACAGCACUGGGACUCUGCCCCAGGUUAGUGAGGCCAGUGCACAGCACUGGGACCCUAUCCCAGACCAGGGAGGCCAGUGCACUCCACUGUGACCCUGUCCCAGUUUAGUGAGACCAGUGCACAGCACUAGGACCCUGUCCCGGGUUAGUGAGGCCAGUGCACAGGGCUGGGACCCUGUCCCAGACCAGGGAGGCCAGUGCACAGCACUGGGACGCUGUCCCAGACCAGGGAGUCCAGUGCACAGCACUGGGACUCUGCCCCAGGUUAGUGAGGCCAGUGCACAGCACUGUGACCCUGUCCCAGACCAAGGAGGCCAGUGCACAACACUGGGACUCUGCCCCAGGUUAGUGAGGCCAGUGCACAGCACUGGGACUCUGCCCCAGGUUAGUGAGACCAGUGCACAGCACUGUGACCCUGUCCCAGACCAGGGAGGCCAGUGCACUCCACUGUGACCCUGUCCCAGUUUAGUGAGACCAGUGCACAGAACUAGGACCCUGUCCCGGGUUAGUGAGGCCAGUGCACAGGGCUGGGACCCUGUCCCAGACCAGGGAGGCCAGUGCACAGCACUGUGACCCUGUACCAGGUUAGUGAGGCCAGUGCACAGAACUAGGACCCUGUCCCGGGUUAGUGAGGCCAGUGCACAGGGCUGGGACCCUGUCCCAGACCAGGGAGGCCAGUGCACAGCACUGUGACCCUGUACUAGGUUAGUGAGGGCAAUGCACACCGCUGGGACCCUGCCCCAGGUUAGUGAGCCCAGUGCACAGCACUGGGACCCUGUCCCAGACCAGGGAGGCCAGUGCACUCCACUGUGACCCUGUCCCAGUUUAGUGAGACCAGUGCACAGCACUGUGACCCUGUCCCGGGUUAGUGAGGCCAGUGCACAGGGCUGGGACCCUGUCCCAGACCAGGGAGGCCAGUGCACUCCACUGUGACCCUGUCCCAGUUUAGUGAGACCAGUGCACAGCACUGUGACCCUGUCCCGGGUUAGUGAGGCCAGUGCACAGGGCUGGGAUGCUGUCCCAGACCAGGGAGGCCAGUGCACAGCACUGUGACCCUGUACCAGGUUAGAGAGGCCAGUGCACAGCACUGGGACCCUGCCCCAGGUUAGUGAGGCCAGUGCACAGGGCUGGGACCCUGUCCCAGACCAGGGAGGCCAGUGCACAGCACUGUGACCCUGUACUAGGUUAGUGAGGGCAAUGCACACCGCUGGGACCCUGCCCCAGGUUAG
Messenger RNA from Carcharodon carcharias (great white shark), 3588 nucleotides. Its product is annotated as tyrosine-protein phosphatase non-receptor type substrate 1-like. Bases 1 to 2010 code for a protein of 669 amino acids. Gene Ontology annotation, molecular function: antigen binding; immunoglobulin receptor binding. The record is from RefSeq and is a predicted model, not a curated record. Gene Ontology annotation, cellular component: external side of plasma membrane; immunoglobulin complex, circulating; blood microparticle. Gene Ontology annotation, biological process: phagocytosis, engulfment; positive regulation of B cell activation; innate immune response. The transcript is spliced from 9 exons. NCBI's taxonomy places the organism in Eukaryota, Metazoa, Chordata, Chondrichthyes, Lamniformes, Lamnidae.